UCGCUCUCGGUCUCGCUUCCACGCUGAAGAAGACGACCAGGUUCGAUCUCCUCCCUCCUCCUACGGCCAGCAAACAGAAGGGGUAGAGAAAUGGCAAGAGGAGCCGCGAGAACUCCCUCCUUCGUCUUCCUCUCUUUUGUGCUGCUCCUGAUCUGCUUCGCCACAGGGGGAAUGCAGUCGGUGCAGGGGCAGAAAACUUGGUGCGUAGCGAAACCUUCGUCGGACGAAGCAACUCUUCUGGGAAACAUCAACUACGCCUGCUCUCAGGUGGACUGUAGCGUGCUGCAGAGGGGCCGCACGUGCUUCUACCCGGACAACCUCAUGUCCCACGCUUCCAUCGCCAUGAACCUCUACUACCAGUCCAGAGGAAGGAACCCGUGGAACUGCUUCUUCAAGAACUCCGGCCUCGUGGUCGCCACCGACCCAAGUUAUGGGAGCUGCGGUUAUGCCUGAACCCCAACCAAGAAGACAACACCGAAGAGUGGCUUUCUGCAUUGUUAUGAUGGAUCUGAUUCUGGUUGGUUGUAGUGAGAAUUUGUUGUUGUCUUGCUAUUAGAGAAACCUUUAAUUGAUUCCAGGAUAAAUGUAGCACAUCUUGCAGCAUUUCUUCCACAAUCGAACUCUGCAUGCAUUUAGAAGUUUUC
Messenger RNA from Musa acuminata subsp. malaccensis (wild Malaysian banana), 644 nucleotides. RefSeq names its product major pollen allergen Ole e 10. The record is from RefSeq and is a predicted model, not a curated record. NCBI's taxonomy places the organism in Eukaryota, Viridiplantae, Streptophyta, Magnoliopsida, Zingiberales, Musaceae.